CUCCAUCUCCCAUCUCAAACAAACUUCCAAUUAGAGACAAUUCACAAAACAUACUUCAGAUUCUUCCCUCUGUUGAAAGACGAAUUGGGUCUCGAUCAAAAUUAGAAAUAAUGGAUUUCUCAGGCAUGUUUCUCACUUUGGCCUUGGCGGCUCUGUUUCUCUGUUUACUCCGGUUCUUAGCCGGAUUCCGUCGUAGCUCCUCCUCUAAACUCCCUCUUCCUCCGGGAACAAUGGGUUAUCCUUACGUCGGCGAAACAUUCCAGCUUUACUCACAAGACCCUAAUGUCUUCUUCGCAUCAAAACAGAAAAGAUACGGAUCGGUGUUCAAGACUCAUGUACUGGGAUGCCCAUGUGUGAUGAUCUCGAGCCCUGAAGCUGCCAAGUUCGUAUUGGUUACGAAGUCUCAUUUGUUUAAACCUACUUUCCCGGCGAGCAAAGAGAGGAUGCUCGGAAAGCAAGCCAUCUUCUUCCACCAGGGAGAUUACCAUGCUAAACUCAGGAAGCUCGUCUUAAGAGCUUUCAUGCCUGAUUCAGUCAGAAACAUGGUCCCACACAUCGAAUCAAUUGCUCAGGAAUCUCUCAAUUCCUGGGAUGGAACUCAGCUCAACACUUACCAAGAGAUGAAAACAUACACUUUCAACGUGGCGUUAAUCUCAAUACUCGGACAAGACGCAGUCUUUUACCGUGAAGAUCUGAAACGAUGCUACUACAUUCUUGAGAAAGGUUACAACUCGAUGCCGAUUAAUCUCCCGGGAACACUAUUCCACAAAGCCAUGAAAGCUCGAAAGGAGUUAGCUCAAAUCCUCGCUAACAUCUUAGCCAAAAGAAGACAGAACCCAUCCACGCACAAAGAUCUUCUUGGAUCAUUCAUGGAAGACAAAGAAGGGUUAAGCGACGAACAAAUCGCUGACAACAUAAUCGGAGUUAUCUUCGCGGCAAGAGACACGACAGCGAGUGUGCUGACGUGGAUCCUCAAGUACUUGGCAGAUAAUCCAACUGUCCUUGAAGCUGUCACUGAAGAACAAAUGGCGAUAAGGAAAGGGAAGAAAGAAGGAGAGAGUCUCACUUGGGAAGAUACAAAGAAGAUGACACUAACUUCUAGAGUUGUCCAGGAGACAAUGAGAGUUGCUACAAUCUUAUCUUUCACAUUCAGAGAAGCUGUUGAAGAUGUUGAAUACGAUGGAUACUUGAUACCAAAGGGAUGGAAAGUACUGCCACUAUUCAGAAAUAUUCAUCACAAUGCUGAUUUCUUUUCGGAUCCGGGAAAGUUUGAUCCUUCAAGAUUUGAAGUUGCGCCGAAACCAAAUACAUUCAUGCCAUUUGGGAAUGGGAUCCAUUCUUGUCCGGGCAAUGAGUUAGCUAAACUUGAAAUCUCUAUUCUAAUCCAUCAUCUCACCACUAAGUACAGGUGGUCAAUUAUGGGACCUAGCGAUGGAAUUCAGUAUGGACCGUUUGCUCUUCCUCAAAAUGGAUUGCCUAUUGCCUUAGAGCAAAAACCAGAGGUGGACGUUUAGAAAAUUACAAGAGCACCUUCGUAGCUUUCUAAAGUUUGAAAGUGGAAGAUUCUUUUUCAUUCGAGUGAGAAAAUUACUUCAUUGGCUAAGAAAUAAAAAAAAUAUUAGAGAUGAAAAGGGAAUAGGAAAGGAAAAUCCCUAUUGGGAUCCCAAGUGUAUAUAGUUUUCAGUGAUUUUAAUAUUUUUAGUUUAGGUUUAUGAAAUGUAGAGAAUUAAAUUUUGGGAGCAAUACGAAAACAGGUUAUAUAAUUUUUAACGUGUAUGUAAGCUGGCUAGUCCGUUAAUGAGACUUUCCCUCCUUUUGUUGUUAUUUCUCUCAAAUUGUAAAUUAUUUUGUUAUAUCAAUGCAGUGAAUAAAAUUACGGAA
Messenger RNA from Raphanus sativus (radish), 1881 nucleotides. RefSeq names its product abscisic acid 8'-hydroxylase 3. The transcript is spliced from 6 exons. The coding region runs from base 111 to 1514 and encodes 467 amino acids. Gene Ontology annotation, molecular function: heme binding; (+)-abscisic acid 8'-hydroxylase activity; iron ion binding. The record is from RefSeq and is a predicted model, not a curated record. Lineage: Eukaryota; Viridiplantae; Streptophyta; Magnoliopsida; Brassicales; Brassicaceae. Gene Ontology annotation, biological process: abscisic acid metabolic process; sterol metabolic process.